CGGGCCGCGACGUCGUUGAUGCGGUGCGGGGGCAGCGUGGAGAGUGGCGCGAGCGUGUCCUGUUCACCGAACGAGCUGGUAGUGUUUUGGGGGCAGACUGACAGCAGGAGGCACGGAUAUCUCCCACUUGAACAUAUAAGUUCAUCCACUGAGCCAUCAUGAAACAGCUACCGCCCAGCACCAUUCGACUUCUUUCAAGCUCUCAGUCAGUAUCCUCUGUUGUUAAUGUUGUGAAGGAACUUGUGGAGAAUUCAUUGGAUGCGAAUGCAACAAGCAUUGAGGUCAAAUUGGAGAACAAUGGAUUUGACAGGAUCGAAGUGAGAGAUAACGGUGAUGGAAUCAAAGCUGUCGAUACCCCUGUCAUGGGGCUGAAGCAUUACACAUCUAAAAUUACUCAUCACGAGGACCUAGAAGCUCUAGAAACAUAUGGGUUUCGUGGUGAAGCUUUGGCUUCUAUCUGUGCCGUGUCUGAGGUUAUUAUCACCACUAAGACCACUGUUGAUGACGUGAGCACCCAGUAUACCUUGGACAGUGUCGGUCAUAUCAUUUCACAGAAGCCUUCUCACAUGGGACAAGGAACGACUGUGACUGUACUCAAACUUUUUAAGAAUAUCCCUGUGAGAAAGCAGUUUUACUCAACUGUCAAAAAAUGCAAAGAUGAGCUGAAAAAAGUUCAUGACCUCCUAAUGGCAUAUGGCAUAAUAAAACCAGAUGUUCGGAUUAUUUUCACACACAAUAAGGCAGUUGUAUGGCAAAAAGCCAAGGUGUCGGAUCACAAAAUGGCCCUGUUAACAGUUCUGGGAACUGCUGUGAUGGUCAGCAUGGUACCCAUCCAACAUCAUGAGCAAGAACCUGAGAUUUUCCUUAGUGGCUUUCUUCCCAAACUUGGAUCUAAUCCUUCUUCGAUGAGUCUCACGAGCCCUGACAGAAGUUUUAUCUCUGUAAACUCCAGACCUGUUCAUCACAAGGAAAUAUUAAAAUUAGUCCGACAGUAUUAUACCUCUCAAUGUCAGAAGGAUACUUCACAUACUCGUUAUCCAAUUUUCUUCUUAAAUAUCUUGGUUCCAGCCUCAGUUAUAGAUGUCAAUUUAACACCAGAUAAGACUCAAAUAAUGUUUCAAAACAAGGAAGCCAUCUUAUUUGUAAUUGAGAAGGUGUUGAUUUCAGUCUAUGGGCAACUUCCUCAACCUGAUAAACCAUCCCCUGAAUGUUUACCAGAAACUGGACUUAGUGGAAGUGACGAAGUAAAUGACACUGUCACCUCAACAACAAGAGAAGCUUCCCUGAUUGCUGACACUGUGAAAGCUGGCGCUGAAGACGUCACUUUUCCUAACAAUACCUUUGAGGUGGUGGUUGAUGAAAAGCAGAGUUCUGACAGAAACAUGCCUGAGACCAAGUCCAAAGAGUCACCUCCUGCUGAGAUUGUGCAAUCAACUUUUGUGCCAGAAUUUGAUGUGGCAUUGGCAUUAGAUGAUGACUGCAUUCUUUCCAAAAGUCAACCUGAUAUUAACGAUGAAAGUGCUGGUCAUUCGUCCUUGGUACCUUUGACAUUAAGUGAAGAGAUCACCACUGCAAAGGAUUCCGGUGAACUAACUGCUGACGAUUGGAGUAAGGGUGUGAUGAAAGAUUCCACGGAGCAGGCAUUUUCACCUGUAAAGCUUUUGGUACCUAACAACGCAUCUAGUCAAGAUCAAAUAGCCUGUGAUGAAACAAAGCAACGCAGCCCAAGCAAUUGCAAUUCAAACAACAACCCAACUACAAAUUCUUCUAAUGUGGUGCAGGAUAAAAUUGGGCAGAUCACAUUAUAUGACUUGAUCAGCAAUCGCACUGUCAAAAAGUCUCUGCCAGCCCCUGCCCUUUUCAUGCAAGAAAUUCGACCCAAACUGUUAGCAGAGAACCCAAAAGCUAAUCUGCAAGAUGUUAGCAUGAAACUUGAAGAGAUGUGGAAAAAUCUGAAUGAGGAUGAGAAAAAGAAGUUCGAGGACAAAGCAGCAAAGGACCUGAACAGAUACAAUUUACAGCUGAAGAAAGCCAUGGAAGAAAAUCCUCCUCACAAAGAAGUGAAACAGCCAAAAUUGGCCCAAUCAUCUAAAGUUACUAUGAUGCACAAACAAAAUGCACCACUUUCAAAUCAGCAAAUAUUGGAUAAACUUUUUCAGUCACAAAUCCAUAACAAAACCAGUUUGGAAAAUCCUUGUAAGGUGAUUGAUGUUCCAUUUUCUUUAAGUGUUUUAAAAAAACAACUUGAGCAACUGUCCAAAAACAAUGAAGCAGGUGGUGAAAGACUUCAUCUCAUUAAUUCCUUGACUUCCCCCAGUGGAUGGGUUGUUGCCUCUGAAAGGAAGCUGAUGUUACUAAACCCUUUUCGAGUGGAGGAGGCUCUGCUAUUUAAAAGACUGAUGGAGAAUCAUAUUUUUCCAACAGAAAUCCUUGAUACACCAAUAUCGCUAACUAGCAGCCAGCUUGGAGGACCCCAGUAUGUAGAUUGCCUCUAUAAUAUGCAGAAAGAAAAUUCUGCUGUGAAUAGGAUAAUUUAUCUUACAGAUCCCAGACUUGUCUGUAAUGGAUUCAAGGUACAACUAAUCACAGAUAACGCAACAGGAGAGCAUCAUUUGGAAAUUCAAGAGAUGACUCGGUGUUUACCUUUCUACGGUAUAUCAGAUUUACGAGAGAUCCUGAUUGCAAUUUUAAAUAAAAAUGCUCAGCAUUUGCACCAGUGCAGACCUUUAAAGAUUGUAAAUUAUUUGGAGGGAGAGGCUGUUCGCCUGGCUCGACAGUUGCCGCUCAGAUUUUCAAGGGAAGACAUAGAAGAUACAUUGUUAAGAAUGCAGCAACAACUGGGAAAAGACUGUAACAGUUGUAUUCAUGGUCGUCCAUUUUUGCAUCAUUUAGCAAGCAUUCCAGAAACGAACUGACCAGACAUAACAUUUAGCAUUAUGCAACACAAUUGUUGCAACUGAGAAUAAAAUAAGGACAUGCAGCAAUAAUAAUUUUUCAGUCCAUGCAAAAAAAAUUAUGGAAACAUAUGAUCCUGAUGUCUUGAAUCUGAAAUUUUGAAUUCAAAUACUGUGAAAUUUUUAAUAUUCCAUUUUCUAAAUACAACUAGUUUCAGGACAAGAUGAAUUCCGUCUGAAAUUAUAUUGUUUUUUGAACAUGGUAGUCUAUGGUAAAAUACAGCACAUGUAUCUGAUAGAAUGCCCUACUCUUAAAGCAUAUUUCCAGCAUGUUGUUUGAACUAUGGAACAUAAUUAAGUAAGCAGUAUCAGCAGAUCCAUAUUUCAAUCCUUGUGUCUUUGCUUUCUCACAGUCAAUAAAAGUUGAAGAAUUUAUUCCUUCUUUCUUCCUUCUCAUUUUACCUUGCUCAAUAGAAAAAAUGAACACCCCCAUCCUUUCCCGAAUCACAUUGCUCUAAAUGAGCAACUAAUUUAAGAACAAGUGUGUCAUGGACCAGUUUGGUUGUGUCUCAUUCUUCUACACGUGGGAAGUCGGUGAGCAAGCUAAGAUCAGAAAUUCAAUAGUAGAGAAUUUUUAGCCUGCCUAUACUUAAAGACCAUGGAUUAUUAAAAGAGAAGAAAUGUAUUUUGCACAUUUAUAAAUAAAAUAUUAUUUCUACUGUUUAAAAAAAUCUGAAUAAUUUUAAUCAAUAAUUGAGAUGUUUGUUUAAAAAAUUAUAUUAUUU
Molecule: messenger RNA, 3679 nt
Organism: Mobula hypostoma (lesser devil ray)
Lineage: Eukaryota; Metazoa; Chordata; Chondrichthyes; Myliobatiformes; Myliobatidae
Gene: pms1
Product: PMS1 homolog 1, mismatch repair system component
Exons: 13
Coding region: 159-2915 (918 amino acids)
Biological process (GO): mismatch repair
Cellular component (GO): MutLalpha complex
Molecular function (GO): ATP-dependent DNA damage sensor activity; mismatched DNA binding; ATP binding
Source: RefSeq, a predicted model, not a curated record